GUUCCGGAACCGUGUUGCGUGCGCAGCGCACUGGGCGGUGCCGUUCCCUUGUUCGCCAUACUUGCUCUGGAGAGCAGAGUAACGGACGCACCACAGUAAAGGCACCUGAAAUCACAACUGCAUUACAUAAAGACAUGGCUGAAGAUGAGGUGACUCCAGAGCAGCUAACAGCCAUUGCAGCUGAAAACGAAGAGCCAGAGCCGGUGAAUUACAAGCCACCUGCGCAAAAGUCAAUGAAAGAGAUUCAGGAGCUGGAUAAGGAGGAUGAGAGCCUACGCAAAUAUAAGAAAGCGCUGCUUGGCUCUGGGGACUCUGAGGCUGUCUCAGAUCCCGAUGUUCCCAAUGUCCAAGUGAUCCGGAUGUCUCUGAUCUGUGAAACCGCCCCAAACCCCCUGGUGCUGGACCUGCAAGGAGACCUGGAAUCCUUUAAGAAGCAGGGGAUUGUUCUGAAGGAGGGCGUUGAAUACAAAAUAAAGAUCAGCUUUAAGGUGAACAAGGAGAUUGUUUCAGGACUGAAGUAUGUGCAGCAGACAUUCAGGAAAGGAAUAAAGAUUGAUAAAUCCGACUACAUGGUGGGGAGCUACGGGCCUCGUUCUGCUGAGUAUGACUUCCUGACGGCAACGGAGGAAGCUCCUAAAGGCUUGUUGGCCCGUGGCAACUACGAAGUCAAAUCCAAGUUUACUGACGACGACAAGCACGACCACCUGUCCUGGGAGUGGAACCUCAAUAUAAAGAAAGACUGGAAAGACUAAAAGAGGCCUUUGUGUUCGGGGGGAAUCACAAAUCCCCCAGUUCUGUGCGUUACUAAGCCACUCCCCGCCCCCCACACUUUGUUUUUACUUUGUUGUGCAUUUCCCAUAUUCGUUACUGCCGCGUUGUCUUAACACCCCGCCAUCCUUCCCACCUCUGUAGCACGAUCCAUAGCAGCAGUCGCCUCGCCACCACAUCCGCCCAGCCAGCACCUCCCUAUUUGCCUGAUAUUGCUUGCACACAAGCCACUUCUGCCGUCCUCACUCCCUCUCCUCUCCCACUGAGCUGUUCCAUGUAGCACCUUCAUUCCUCACACCCAGCCGUUUUUUUUUUCUUCUUCUUUUUCUUCUGGAAUUUUGCUGCUUGAAGAGAUUAACCCCGCCUUCCACCUCUCCAGAAUGGUGUCUUCCUCUCUCACUAUGAAGUAUGUAGAAAAGCAACUGUACAAUCAACUUUUGUUUGCCUUUUUUUAUAUAAUUGUAUGAAUGGUUGUGUAAUGUGACAAUAUUCAUAUCACUGUUAAUCAGCUGUUGUGUCCAUAGCAGGCCCACCACAUCAUCCAUCCCUCUCUACAGCUUUCCUUUGCUUACUGUCUUUUGAUAUAAUUACCAAUACCUGCCUUGUAAAAACAACUUAUUCAGAGCUGCUCUGCAGCGCCUCUCCCGCCCAUCAAUGUAUUCACCCACUCUCCUUCAAAUGGGGGCUGAGGUCAAAGUGAACAAGGAAGUAAAAAGUAUAAAGGUAAAAAACAAAAGCUGCCUUAUGUAAGGACUAAUUUCUAAACCUGUUAAUGUGAUAUAGGUGGUGCUUGCUAUCAGGUUGUCUGUAUAUCAAGGGCUCACUCUCGCUACCAACCAAUAACCACCUGUAGCCCUGUUGUAGUGGAGAAUGUUUAUACAUAUACUCGGAUACAGGUUCUGCAAAAUAAACUGACCUUGUGAUUUGAGGGGACUAAAGGUUAAAGAAUUGGAGAAAUGUUAAAAAACCCACUGAAAAUCAGUAUUGAAGAAUAUUGGCUCUCUUGUUCCUUUUAGCCAUGAGGCCUUAGCACAAACUAUAAUUAUGUGGAGAAAAACAAUCCUUUCUAGUUGAGCAUUAUUUUUUAGUUCCCGUUUGCCUUAAUGUACAUCAUUCCCCCAACAAAGCCCCCCCCCCCCCCCCCCCCACACACACACACACACUCGUUCAGAUUGCUUCAUAAUUUGUAGCUGCAGUCAGGAGAGCCCAGGUGUUGAGGAGGAGGCUGAACCAGGCACCGCCUGCUGCUGGAGACCUCGGCGGUGUCUUGUCUCGCCCACAGACCGCCACUGGUAGUGAAGAGAGAACACUAACCACCCUUUUUACCCAGUGGCCCUCGGAAAGAAAGCAGGUGAACCAAGGUUCAGGUGACACUACCAACGAAACAUGCUCGACAUCUAAUGAGAGAGGAACUGACUAGAAACAUUUCAUUGACAUCGACUCGUACUGUACCAGAACAUAUGGAUGUAAAAACAAUUUUUUUGUUUCUUCCGAUAAUGAUAACUAUGUAUUCCCGCUCCAUACAUUCCUUCAUAUUGUACAGUUUCUAUGAAAACGCUGGCAUGCUGGUGGUGUUGUGUAUAUUCUAUCAUUUGUGAUUGCUCUUCUCGGCCAAUAAAGAUUUUGCUCAA
Messenger RNA from Cyclopterus lumpus (lumpfish), 2399 nucleotides. Its product is annotated as rho GDP-dissociation inhibitor 1-like. Bases 135 to 752 code for a protein of 205 amino acids. The transcript is spliced from 6 exons. Gene Ontology annotation, molecular function: Rho GDP-dissociation inhibitor activity; protein binding. Gene Ontology annotation, biological process: Rho protein signal transduction. Gene Ontology annotation, cellular component: cytoplasm; membrane; cytosol. NCBI's taxonomy places the organism in Eukaryota, Metazoa, Chordata, Actinopteri, Perciformes, Cyclopteridae. The record is from RefSeq and is a predicted model, not a curated record.